Molecule: messenger RNA, 2857 nt
Organism: Lolium perenne
Lineage: Eukaryota; Viridiplantae; Streptophyta; Magnoliopsida; Poales; Poaceae
Biological process (GO): double-strand break repair
Cellular component (GO): nucleus; site of double-strand break
Source: RefSeq, a predicted model, not a curated record
AUUUUGAAUUCCGUCGAAUUUCUCCAAUUCCCCACUCCACCGACCACCGCGGCCGCCCCCCAUGGAGCCGGAGCCGCGGCGCUGGGCGGCGACGUACACGACGCAGCUGAAGAAGAAGCGCAAGGCCUACCACGACGGGGCCCUCCUCCUCCACCCGGACUCCCGCCGCCUCGUCCUCCUCGACGACGCCGGCGUCACCAUCGACGCCAAGUUCCUCCGCGCCGGCGACUCCGUCUCCGCCGGCGCGGCCAUCGAGUUCCCGUGCCACCUCGUCGACGUCGGCGGCGAGGCCCAGCGCGGCCACUCCGGAAGGCCCUCCGAGCCCGCCGCCUCCAGAACCGCCUCCUACCGCGGCGGCGCCAGGCCGCGUCAGAGCGCGCCCGCUCCCCGCGCGUUCGUGAACCCACCGAAGAGCGGCGGCGGCGGCGGCAAGGCUGAAGCCGCGGGUUCUGGCGGUGCCAACUCCGCGGAUUCCGCGUGCCAAGAGUGGCAUGCGAUGUACACCGCCCAGAUGACUCAGAAGGCUAAGAAGUAUCACGACGGCUUCGUGAGGCUCAGGCCAAUGGGUUCACAUUCGAAGCAGGUCGUUUUGCUGGAUGAAGAUGGCGAAAUACUAGGCAGCAGGUACCUCAAGUCAGGGGAGUGUUUGGAAGCCGGGAAGAAAUGCACCUUCCCGAACUAUCUGAUUGAGAUCGGCGAGGCCAAAAACCUAAACAGAGGUGGAGAACGUAACUCUUCAGAGGAACCUACGGUGCAAUCAAGACCAACGGGAGUGGGAAAUGCAAACAACAAAGUGGGAACGGGCGCAACAGGUUCCCUGAAAUUCAUCAGUCCACAAAAGUUCCAUUAUCUUGAUGAGAGUCAAUCAGAAGUAACUUCUAGUUCUAACAAGCCGGAUCUUGGAAAGGGUAAAGUUGAAGCUGCUAGCAGCGAUGGGAGCCUUAUGGGUUCAACAGACUCAGCUUCCAAAGAAUGGCGCAUCUUAUACACAACCCAACUAACUCAAAAGGCAAAGAAGUAUCAUGAUGGUAGUCUAAAGCUCAUGCAAGUUGGUUCUCACGCAAAGCAGAUUGUUUUAUUAGAUGAAGAUGGUGUAGUGCUUGGCACCAGAUAUCUCAAGUCAGGUGAAUCUAUCGAAAGCAGGAAGAAAUGUCAGUUUCCUAAUUAUAUUAUUGAAGUUUUUGAUCUCAGAAAUCAAAAGAAUGAUGUAGAGCCUAAACACACUUCUGGGGAGGCUUUGGAUCACACAGGACUGAAGAAUGGAGAGAAUACAAGUGAAAAGAAGAGUGACAAAAGUAAAUCUCCAAAGUUUGUUAGUCCACUUUUCAACGAUAAUCAAAAGAGUAAAACAAAAGGCACUACUGGCUCUAACUGGCCACAGGUUGGAAAAUCAACACGUAGUGACAUGGGUGAUCCACAUAACUUUCAUGAUUUUCAGAGGGGUAAACCAAAUAGCACUGAUGGUUACAGAAGAACAGACCUGGCCAACUCAACAUAUAGUGGCAUCAAUGAUCCACAUAAAUUUAAUGAUUUUGCAGAUUUCCAGGGGAGUAAAUCAGAAUUUUCUACUAGCUACAGCCAACUAGAAGUUGGCAAAUCAACAUUUAGUGACCAGGGAAAAUCAACAUUUGGUGGCAUGGAUGAUCCACAUAAAUUUAAUGACUUUACAGAUAUCCAGAGGGGUAAGUCAGGAUUUGCUACUAGCUAUAACCGGCCAGAAGUUGGCAAAUCAGUUCUUAAUAUAUCAGAUGAACCACUAGAAUCUUGUGAUCUUCAAAAUGGUAUAUCACCGUGUCCCACUAGUUCUGUCGGGAGAGAGGUUGGAAUAUCAACAUUUGGCAGAACGGAUGAUUCUUUGCGGACUGGCAAGCAAUUAGGAUGAACAAUAUUUGUUGCAUGGCGAAUGCCAGUAUGCCACAGGGACAGAGUAUGCCACAUGGUCUUCUGAGCGGCAGAUUUACUGUUACUUCGCAUUACCCAAGGAUCAUGGAUAAGCACCUAAAAUAUGACAAUACAAUUGGUCGUUAUUACAAAAAAGAGCGUAAUGAUCAUCAUUUAUUGCAUCAAAUAGACAGUAUGUUACUGUUCUUAAAAAAAAUACAGCUGCAUUCUGUAAAGUUCUGUACAUAACACGGACUGCCAAGGUUAGUGUUGAACGAUAGUGUUUGUUAUUCAAGGCUAAUACUCAGCUAGGAUGGAUCCGAGUAACUCCAUACUAUGAACUUCAAAUUAGUUUGAUGCAAGUCUUUGCUGUUCAGGAUUCAGGAUGUUCGAUAGCAUGCACCUGAAGUGUUUGGUUACAUGCGUCGUGAAUCAACUGUUGUAGAGUUGUGAUAUAGUUCUUCCUUAUUUUCUUAAGUAACUGAUUUUAUUAAUUCUGGUUUAACUCACUGGCUAGGUAAAUAAUCAAUCUAGAUACAUGAUGUUAUAGACAUUACAAGACAUACUUAAUGCUAUUUUGACGCUUGUAUAGAAAUUUAGAGCAUUCGUGACUAGUUGUUUAUUCCUCCCUGAUGUGCAUUCUGCUCUACUUGUUCUUACUUACUACCAGAACACUAAUUGACAAUCAAUGUUCUGAGCAUCAUAAUUUUACAAAUACUUAAAUAGUCUCUGCACUAGUUAUUUACAAAGUAGAAUGCUUGUAGGAACUAUUUUUUUCCAAAGGUGUCUGCUUGUGAUCCUUGUGGCAUAUGACCAACUUUGGCUCACACAUCUACAAAGUGGAAUGCUCGUGGGAACUAUUUUUUCCCAAAGGUGUCCUGUCCUUGUGGCAUAUGACCAACUUGAAUGGCAGCGCAGCUACUUUUAUCAUGUACAUUCAUGUGCUUUUAUACUAACGACAACAAUGCAACUUGAU